Gastrolobium bilobum is the source of this 1143-nucleotide messenger RNA. Its product is annotated as protein MOS2-like. Gene Ontology annotation, cellular component: spliceosomal complex. The transcript has 2 exons. Gene Ontology annotation, biological process: mRNA splicing, via spliceosome. Bases 1 to 1143 code for a protein of 380 amino acids. NCBI's taxonomy places the organism in Eukaryota, Viridiplantae, Streptophyta, Magnoliopsida, Fabales, Fabaceae. The record is from RefSeq and is a predicted model, not a curated record.
AUGGAUGAUCGCCAAGGGUUCGAACUCGACACCUCUUCUGCCGCUGCCGAACCUGGUUCUGGUUUGUCUUACGGCCUCAACCUCUUCCACCACGAUGACUCCGAGAAGGAAAAACCCGAUGAUGGUGGUGGUGAUGAUGAUGAUUAUAAGCAUCGAGUUCCUGCGAAGAAGGUGCGGCUGCAGAAGUUGAAGGAUGAUUUGAAGAGUUUGCCGGAUUAUGAGGGGUUUGAUGCAUUUAAGAAUGUCCCUCUGGAGCUGCUUGCCGGAUGUGGGUGGUCCGAAGGGAUGGCGACGGAGAAGAAUGCCAAGGAGGAUGUGAAGGUGGUGCGAUACCAGAGGAGGGCAGGGAGGGAAGGUUUGGGUUUCGUUGGUGAUGAUCGUGCUUCCAUUCGGAGUAAGAACAAGAAGAAACAUAAGGAGGAGGAAGGGGAAGGAGGAACAAAGGAGAGUGGGAAGAUUGUUAGAAUUGUUGGGGGAAGAAAUACUGGAUCCAAGGCUAGUGUUGUUAGGAGUAUUGGGGAUGAUUGGCUUGUUUUGAAGCUUUCAAGGAAUGGAGAGCAAGUGAAAGUGAAGAUGGAUGAUGUUGCUGAAUCGGGGUCCGUAGAAAAAGAGAGGUGCUUGAAGAAAUUGAAGAUUCAACGCGGUGAUAAGGAUAAAGGGUUGAAGAAUAAGCGUGAUAGGGAUGACGCAAGGAGAGGGCACGGUGAGGUUAAGGAUCAAGAGAAGAAGAGAGCGGGUGUUAAUGGGGAUCGUAGGAAGGAAGAGCGGGGGAAGAGAAAGGUUUCUUGGCUUACAAGUCACAUUCGGGUUAGGGUAAUCAGCAGAGAUUUCAAGGGGGGCCGGUUAUAUUUGAAGGAGGGAGAGGUUCUGGAUGUUGUUGAGCCUACUACUUGUGAUAUUUCUAUGGAUGAGAGCAAGGAGAUCAUUCAAGGGGUAUCCCAAGAUCUUCUAGAGACAGCUACAUGUGGGGGACUGGUUCUUGUUCUGUAUGGUAAACAUAAGGGAGCAUAUGGUAGUCUGAUUGAGAGGGAUUUGGACCGCAAAAUCGGCAUUGUUAGGGAUGCUGAUACCCAUGAGCUGCUCCAGGUGAAACUUGAACAAAUUGCAGAGUAUAUAGGGGACCCAAGCUUUUUGGGACAUUGA